This is a messenger RNA of Saccostrea cuccullata (small rock oyster), 2048 nucleotides long. RefSeq names its product hydroxysteroid 11-beta-dehydrogenase 1-like protein. The coding region runs from base 74 to 961 and encodes 295 amino acids. The record is from RefSeq and is a predicted model, not a curated record. The transcript is spliced from 7 exons. Gene Ontology annotation, molecular function: oxidoreductase activity. Gene Ontology annotation, cellular component: intracellular membrane-bounded organelle. Lineage: Eukaryota; Metazoa; Mollusca; Bivalvia; Ostreida; Ostreidae.
AAGAUAAAACUGUAUAUCAAACGGACUAGGGUGGACUGUGAAGGAGUAAAGAACAGAGUGACGCAGUGGUAUUAUGUGGAAGAAGAUCUUUGCCCUGUUUAUAGGGGUCCUGGUAGGGUACUGGCUGAUCGAUGAUUUUAACCCAGAUGUACUAAAAGGAAAAAGAGUUGUUGUGACGGGGUCCUCAACAGGUAUAGGUGAACAGAUAGCGUAUCACUACGCACGUAUGGGGGCCGACGUACUCGUAACGGCACGGAGAGAGAAUAUACUCAAACAGGUCGUGGCUCGCUGUAAAGAACUUGGUGCACAGGACGGCAAAUAUUUCUACAAAGCAGCGGAUAUGGUCAAUAUGUCAGCAACAAAAGAAGUUAUACAGGAGGCGUACAACAGACUUGGAGGUAUUGACAUACUGGUCCUGAACCAUAUACUGCCUAUCCCUCUAGGUAUGUGGGACGGGUCCCCUCAGAACCUGACCCUGACAGAUAAAGUAGUGGACGUCAACUUCAAGGCUUAUGUUCACCUCACCUCUCACGCACUACCUCAUCUCGUGGCUUCUAACGGCAGCCUCAUAGUGGUGUCUUCACUGGCAGGGAAGAUAGGACAACCCUUCACUGCCGUCUACUCUGCUACUAAAUUUGCUCUGGACGGAUUUUUUGGUGCCCUGCGACAGGAAUUUAAACUCAAGGGAUGUGAGGUCUCCAUCACCCUGUGUGUUAUAGGACUUGUUGGUACAGAGAAUGCAAUUCGUGGUCUCCGAGAUUAUGGUCAACACUUCCUUCUGGCUAAGUUACCAGCGGAAACGCCAAGCGACACCGCCCUGGCGAUAAUCAAAGGUGGUGCCAGGAGACAGAGAGAGAUCUACCACCCUUACAUCAGUAUCAGGGUCAUGACCUUUCUACGUGAUUGGAUACCAAACAUUGUAGAGUAUAUAAAUAGAUCUAUGUUUACCGUGCCGCCGUAAGACAUGGGUAAACUUAGGAAAUAAUGAAUAGGAUUGAGUGGAACAAGAGGGAGGGUGUAAAGUCAGGACCUGAAGUCAAGAAAGGAAUAAAAUGGCAGCAGAUUGUGAUUUCUGUAAAGCUGAAAAGCUGGGAUGGCAAAAACUCAGAUGAUGAAGAAGAAAAUAGAAUAAAUAUAUAGUAAGGUGUUAGACAAAUUGUAGUCAGAGCUGGAGGCUUAAGAAGACUCAAAAGCGCGAAAAUGAAAAUACAAGGAGGAUCAGAGAGGUGUGUGUGAAAUAGUGUGUUUGUAUUUAUUUUCAUUUUGUGUGAAUGGGUGAUAACAUGGAUAUUAUGAAGAGAUUGGUGAAUUGUAAGUUAUAAUUUGUAAUAUAGGCAUUUUUUCUUGGUAAACUUUUUAGAAAGUAAAAAUUAUUUCAUUUAAAAUACUGUUUAUCAAUAAAUAUUAAUGGGAACUUCAUCUUCACAAAAUUACACGAAAAAGUGUGCUUGUGGAAAUUUAAUAUUUGCAUAUAAUAAUGUAUUAAUUGUUAUUUCUAAAGAUCUUAAAGAGCAAAAGCCAAAAUUUGCUAAAAUAAUUUUUUGCUCAGAAAGAGUCAAUGACUGUAUUUAUCUUGUGAAAAUAAGAUGUGGUGAAAAUAUAUUGACUUACAGCUAGUAGAUUCAUUGUUCAAUGAGCAAGGAAUUUAGAGGUGACAACUUUUGUAAUAAACAGUAGUGGAAGAAUUAGCCAUUGUUUGAAUUACCUCUCUUGUCAAAACAUUUUUUUUCACAUAGAAAUACUUCUAUCAAUAAUUUGUGCAUAAUGAGUUUUUUCACAGCAAGAGUUACUUCUCAUUGACUUUGUAAAGGUAUUCAAAUUUAUUUUUAUUGCUAGAGAGUUCAGGAAAAGAAAUAAGUUUGAAAUAACAUAUUUUUUUUUCUUUUUAAACAUAAAUGGCCAGAUGAGCAAACCUAUUUUAAUAAUAUAAAGAGAGAGAGAAACUCCAUUUAUGGCAUAAUAUUACAAUACAUGAAUGCAAACUAAUAGGAAAUGAAAUCAGGUUGAACAUGGCAUUAUCGUUAAAAAAAAUUAAAUGGUCAAAUGGA